AUGUUGCGCAUCAGUACCAGGACUCUGCUUAGAAGCACACCCCGCCUUUUUUUGAGGGCACAAUCCUCUAAUGCUUUGACGAAGACGCAGCUUCCUUUCACAUUCUCCAGUGCGGGCCCAUCGGCGGUCAAGUACACGUCACAACACGAGUGGAUUGCCACGCAUCAGGACGGGACAGCGUUCGUCGGCAUCACCAAGUACGCAGCAGACGCACUGGGGGAUGCUACUUAUGUUGAAUUGCCAGAAGUUGACGCUGAAUUGGAGGCCGGAGACUCCAUUGGUUCUGUCGAGUCGGUUAAAUCCGCAUCCGAGGUGUACUCGCCUCUAGCGGGCACAGUGGUUGAUGUGAACGAGGCCCUAAACGAGUCCCCCCAGCUCAUCAACGAAGACCCUAUGGGACAGGGGUGGAUUGCCAAGCUGAAGAUCAACAACCCUGCAGACGUCGACGGCGAGGAGCUUAUGACGUUGGAGCAGUAUGAAAAGUCCUUGAAAGAGGAUCACUAG
Molecule: messenger RNA, 504 nt
Organism: Lachancea fermentati
Lineage: Eukaryota; Fungi; Ascomycota; Saccharomycetes; Saccharomycetales; Saccharomycetaceae
Source: the annotation of a GenBank genome assembly